Molecule: messenger RNA, 909 nt
Organism: Coccinella septempunctata (seven-spotted ladybird)
Lineage: Eukaryota; Metazoa; Arthropoda; Insecta; Coleoptera; Coccinellidae
Exons: 5
Coding region: 99-707 (202 amino acids)
Source: RefSeq, a predicted model, not a curated record
GACAUCCAUCAUUAUUGAAUUGACAAUCUUGACAUUUAUAAUUUAUAUGCUGUCUUGUGUUGCUUGAUUUUAGGUUGUAAUUAAUUAUAUUAAUCCUGAUGAACAAUUUCAAGAAAGAUAAACUAGUGGGUAGAGCUCACUCAUCACUGUGCGUGUCUUCAGGUGAGUUUUCAAAUUUGCCAGUAAACCUACCUUCCCCAGUUAUAUCUACAAUAACAUUGACCCCGGGUAAAAUAAGAAAUAUAGAUCAAGAUAUGGAAGCAUUGAGAGCAUCUAGACAAGAUAACCCUUUUAUACAGCAAGUUAUUGCUAGUCGAGAGAGUUUACUCAUUGAUAAUUUAGAAGAAGAAUCAGAUGAUGCCAAUUUGAUGUCAAAGGAAUUGUCAAUAGAUGUAGAUGUCGAUCCUCUUACUCUACCGGAGAUGCAUGAGCAUAUGAUCCGUAGUCCUCCACCAAAUAUUUGGCCAACAUCGCCAAACUUCAGAGUUUUCCAAUUUCCUGAUGAAGAGCAAACGCUCCGCAUUGAAGUUGACGUAAAAGAAAAAUUCAAACCCGAUGUGAAAACGAAACAGUACAAUAUAGAGGAUUCCCCACUGUUGCGUUCUAACAUCAAAUCUCAGAAUUUCCACGCAGAUAAAUUCUCCUUGUUGACGACUAGUAGCCUUAGACCUUCUGAAGAUAGUAUUAGACUUAUGAAUGAAGAUUGAGAAUCGAACAUUGUUCUUCAUGAGAUUCCAUGCAUUCCUCGAGGAGAUUGUGAUAUGUUUUACUAGUCAAAAUGUUAAAUUAUUAUCUAUUAAGUAUUGGAUUGAUUUUAUUAUAUAAAGAAUAUUCAAAUUUUAACAGAAAAUUUAUGAAGAAAUUAGAUGUGUUUUAAGAAGUACUUGAUUAAAAUUAAGUUUCCAUGUG